CGCUGACAUGACAGCACAUAUUCUUGGAUGACCUGCCAUUGACCGACGCCGCCGACACGCCGCCCUGCGCUCACUUGCUCCCGGUCCACCGACACGAAUCUGCUUCAUGAGCACGCGAUAACAAGACCGCUCACGCGACUCGGUGAAGAAGAGGGAGCAGCAUGUCGACCACCAUCGGCUCAUUCGUGGCCGGCGGCAUAGCAGCUUGCGGCGCUGUCACUGUCACGCACUCCUUUGAGACGAUCAAAAUUCGAUUGCAGUUGCAGGGAGAGCUGCAAUCCAAGAAAGAUGCGCCUCGGUUAUACAAAGGUGUGCUGCACGGUGUCAAGGUCGUCUAUGCGAACGAGGGCCUCAAGGGACUCUUGAGAGGACUGAACUGUGCUUAUGUCUACCAAAUGACCCUCAAUGGCUGCCGCCUCGGCUUCUACGAUCCGAUAAGAACCACCCUCAACUCCCUAGUCCUGACACGAUCCCCUUUCAACACCACCGAUGCGAACGUGAAAGCGAUGCAAUCAGUGCCAGUCAAUAUCGCCUCAGGUGCCUCAUCCGGUAUCCUCGGUGCUUUCCUCGGAUCUCCAUUCUUCUUAGUGAAGACCCGUCUCCAAUCAUACUCUCCCUUUCUACCCGUUGGCACACAACAUCAAUACCGUAACGCAGCUGAUGGCAUGAAACAAAUAUACGGCGCUGAAGGAAUCAAAGGCCUCUGGAGAGGUGUCGGUCCCGCAAUGGUCCGAACAGGUUUCGGAUCAUCCGUGCAACUUCCCACAUAUUUCUUCGCCAAGCGCCUGUUACAAAGAAAUUUCGAUAUCAAGGACGGAACACCUCUCCAUCUCGCGUCUUCCACAGCAUCAGGAUUCGUCGUGUGCUGCGUCAUGCAUCCUCCCGACACCGUCAUGAGCCGCAUGUACAACCAGACCGGCAAUCUUUACUCAGGGGCAUUUGAUUGCUUAUACCGAACGAUCAAGACCGAAGGUAUUUUGGCAGUGUACAAGGGCUUUUUCGCACAUCUGGCCAGAAUCCUGCCGCACACAAUCCUCACUUUGACAUUGGCGGAACAGACAAAUAAGCUAAUGAGGAAAUUCGAAGAUCGAGUGCUACCCAAGGAGACCAAGGAGAAGCUAUGAAUUGAUGGACAGUAGACUUGGACGAUCUGAGACUAAUCUGGAGAACCUUUUGUGAUACCACUGUACAUACCUGUAUUUGGACUACGACGAAUCUUGGAUGAUAGAGCCCGGACCGAUGUCGCGGGCCUGUGAAGGUGGUAUAAGCCGCCUGUACACGAGAGAGCCCCGGCCGAGGUCGACAGAUUUUGGAAAGCAGUGCGCGUGCCCAGGCGGUCUGCACAUAUCUUGUCAGUAAGAGCAGUCCCAUCCUAAGACGAUGAAUUAGGCAAGGCACGAGAUCGCGCGGCGGCUGGCUAAACCUGGCGCUAGAUAGUAGCUAGGAACUCAAACUCAUCACAGCUUGAAUCCCAUACUUGUCGUCACUGGGAUACUGGCAGAUGACCCGACUGCGCCAGUGCUUCAACUCCCAAAUGUCACACAAUCCGUAAACUCACAUCUUAUGCCAAAGCAAGAAAAGAGUGCUCUACGCA
Molecule: messenger RNA, 1594 nt
Organism: Cercospora beticola
Lineage: Eukaryota; Fungi; Ascomycota; Dothideomycetes; Mycosphaerellales; Mycosphaerellaceae
Gene: OAC1
Product: Oac1p
Biological process (GO): transmembrane transport
Source: RefSeq, a predicted model, not a curated record